CCUCCACAGCAAGUCCCCAGCAGCCCCAGAACCCUCUACCCUCUACCCAGAGUAAGGGCUCCAUCUCACUGUUCCUCCGCAAGGUCUACCACCUGGUGAGCAUGCGUCUGAGGGACAUCUGUGUUAAACUGGACAUCUGUGAGGCGCUGCGGCUGAAGAUCUGGACCUGCGUUGAACACUCUUUGGUCCACUGCACUGACCUCAUUCUAGACCGACACCUGGACCAAAUACUCAUGUGUGCCAUCUAUGUCAUGGCCAAGGUAACCAAAGUGGACAUGCCCUUCAAGCUCAUCAUGCAGUGCUACAAGACUCAGCCUCAAGCAAGCAACUGUGUAUUCAGAAGUGUUCUGAUCUCAGGGAGAAACACCAAGACCUCACAAAACUCCUGGAGGAUCCAACAGAGAAAACAAAGAUGUAGACCCCAGCAGUAGCUUGCUUACCUACCAGAGCCCUCCCACCCAUCCUACAGGACCCAGAGCUCCCUGUAGACCGGACCAGGAGGAGAGAGGACACCUCAUCUAUUUCUACAACACCGUCUAUGUCAAACAGAUGAAGGACUUUGCCCUGCGCUACACCUCCAGCUCUCUGACCAUAGCCGGGGUGAGGGGACAUUUUCAUAUACUUCCUAAUGGAGUCAGUAGUCAUCAUACACGAUACGUAGGAAACACUUUACCAGGGGUCUCAGAUAUGUCCAAACUGGUGUAUAACAUCAUGGGUACUUACAGGUCAUCUGAUCCUGUAAUAUAAGUAAGAGAAGUCCUAGAACAGAUGCAGUGCAUUGUUCCUAGGCCCAGCGCUAUCAUCACUGUCCAACAGAGAUUCUGACCACAUUCAGAUUAUUUUUCCAUGCACAGGUUGAAACCCCUCCUCUUUCGCCGUACCCCUGCCAGCGUAUUGGAUCCUUGCGCAGACUCCGCCCCUCCAAUCACCAUUCCCUCUACAUCUCCCCCCACAAGCCCAGCACACACCCCUCCCCCCGCACUGGGGUCCUCUACAUCUUCAGCAGAAGCCCCUCAAAGAGUCUGAGAGAGAUCAGCGACAUGAUGAAGACAUUUCAGUCACGCACCAGGAAGUGCUGUGCAGCCCAGCUUCAGGAGGACGGUGAGGAGGAGGGUGGGCCGCUUGCGAAGAGAUCCUGUCAGGAUAGACCGUCAAACUUGCAGAGAAAGCUCAGGGACUUCGACCAGGCACUGAUGAGGGCUCAGAACCAGCAACAAGCUCAGACCGGGGCCAAGGCACAGCACCAAGCAACAGCACACAAUGGGACGCAUUGAUGACAUCUCACUUUUUGUGACUUACCGCCAUGCUUCAUACUUCUUGCAGGUCUACACUCAUUGGAAGAAUAUGGACAACAGGCACUGAUGAUGGGAGAAUGGAUGCUGUGGAUCUACAAUGUUAGAAAGAAUUGGCAUCAUUAGCACUCAGCGAAGUUCACUUAGCAAGCAAUGUUCAUGAUUAGAAAAGCUGAUUUGUAAUAAUAAUAAUGAGGGUAAUGAAAUAAUCUGAGGGUAACUAGGGCUCUGUAUCAAAUAUCAUAUCAUAUACAGCAUAUAUUCAUCCAAAGGAAGCAGUAAAGGAUUUGUGUUGGUACUGAGCACUGUCUACAGUUUGUGUUUGGUGAGAGGGAGGAGACAAUGUUCUCUGGAACAUACAGUAUGUUAUUAGUUUCAAUUUUCAAGUUUAAUUUGUCACCUCACAAGUACAGUGAAAUGCUUAAAUUGCAAGCCCUACCCAACAGUGCAGUAUUCAAAAUAAAAAAAGCAUAACUAAUUUAAAACAAAUUAAACACAGAUAUGACAUAUAGGUGAGCCUUUUAAAAUGAUUAUACAUGUAUCUGUUAGGACCAGAUGUUAGAUAAUAUUCUGUUUAAUUGGCAGGUUUUUAUCUCUACCAGCGUUGAAUUUGUACUGAUCUGUGGUACAAAUAAUUUACUUCUUUGUAUUGUGAUGUUGGAUAAACACAACUCUGUUUUUACAUUUGUCUUGUUGCUUUUUGUGCUAUGUUGCUCUGUCUAUAGGCUUUGUCUUGCUUGUCCUAUGUUGCUCUGUCUGUAGGCUUUGUCUUGCUUGUCCUAUGUUGCUCUGUCUGUAGGCUUUGUCUUGCUUGUCCUAUGUUGCUCUGUCUGUAGGCUUUGUCUUGCUUGUCCUAUGUUGCUCUGUCUGUAGGCUUUGUCUUGCUUGUCCUAUGUUGCUCUGUGUGUAGGCUUUGUCUUGCUUGUCCUAUGUUGCUCUGUGUGUAGGCUUUGUCUUGCUUGUCCUAUGUUGCUCUGCGUGUAGGCUUUGUCUUGCUUGUCCUAUGUUGCUCUGUGUGUAGGCUUUGUCUUGCUUGUCCUAUGUUGCUCUGUGUGUAGGCUUUGUCUUGCUUGUCCUAUGUUGCUCUGCGUGUAGGCUUUGUCUUGCUUGUCCUAUGUUGCUCUGUGUGUAGGCUUUGUCUUGCUUGUCCUAUGUUGCUCUGCGUGUAGGCUUUGUCUUGCUUGUCCUAUGUUGCUCUGCGUGUAGGCUUUGUCUUGCUUGUCCUAUGUUGCUCUGUGUGUAGGCUUUGUCUUGCUUGUCCUAUGUUGCUCUGUGUGUAGGCUUUGUCUUGCUUGUCCUAUGUUGCUCUGUGUGUAGGCUUUGUCUUGCUUGUCCUAUGUUGCUCUGCGUGUAGGCUUUGUCUUGCUUGUCCUAUGUUGCUCUGUCUGUAUGCUAUGUCUUGCUUGUCCUAUGUUGCUCUGUCUGUAGGCUUUGUCUUGCUUGUCCUAUGUUGCUCUGCGUGUAGGCUUUGUCUUGCUUGUCCUAUGUUGCUCUGUCUGUAUGCUAUGUCUUGCUUGUCCUAUGUUGCUCUGCGUGUAGGCUUUGUCUUGCUUGUCCUAUGUUGCUCUGUCUGUAUGCUAUGUCUUGCUUGUCCUAUGUUGCUCUGUCUGUAGGCUUUGUCUUGCUUGUCCUAUGUUGCUCUGUCUGUAUGCUAUGUCUUGCUUGUCCUAUGUUGCUCUGUCUGUAUGCUAUGUUUUGCUUGUCCUAUGUUGCUCUGCGUGUGCUCACUGCUCAUUGAUUGUCUGUAUUGCAAUUGUUUUUAAUAACCUGCCCAGGGACUGCGGUUGAAAAUUAGCCAGCUGACUAAAACGGCAGGGUAGCCUAGUGGUUAGAGCUAGUUGGACUAGUAAAGUAAAGGUAAAAAAAAAAAAAAAACACUUUUACUGAAACGUAGAUGAAUGUGUACUGCCCCUGUAAAAAAUAAAAUAAGCUCAAACAUC
Molecule: messenger RNA, 3232 nt
Organism: Oncorhynchus nerka (sockeye salmon)
Lineage: Eukaryota; Metazoa; Chordata; Actinopteri; Salmoniformes; Salmonidae
Product: retinoblastoma-like protein 2
Exons: 6
Coding region: 102-431 (109 amino acids)
Biological process (GO): negative regulation of G1/S transition of mitotic cell cycle; cell differentiation; regulation of transcription by RNA polymerase II
Cellular component (GO): nucleus; transcription regulator complex; chromatin
Molecular function (GO): RNA polymerase II transcription regulatory region sequence-specific DNA binding
Source: RefSeq, a predicted model, not a curated record